AUGGUGAAGGAGGUGGUGGUGACGGUGCUAGGGUUUCAUGAAGGCGGUGAUCCGACGUUGGAGGUGGUCGCCGUGGUAGUGGUCCGCUCUUGUUUCCAAUUUCCACCCCUACCAGACUCCGCCCUCCACCGCCGUCCUACCAAGUCCAACGGCACGCCACUGAAUCUCAGCCUUUUGAACUCCAGCAACAAUUUCACCGCCAUCCUUCUCCAUCGUAGAUUGGUAUGGCAGAAGUUGACAAGAGUACUUCUGGUAAUGGGAUACAAGAAAAUCCACAGCUUGAAGAAACACAAGAACAUGAUAUUGGUUCCUGCACAAAAAGUGGGAAGUAUUAUUGGACGAAAAGGCGAAUUCAUCAAGAAAAUGUGUGAGGAGACAGGGGCCCGCAUCAAGAUUCUUGAUGCUCCACCAGGAACAACAACAGAAAGAGCUGUGAUGAUAUCUGGAAAGGAAGAACCUGAUGCUUCUCUUCCCCCUGCUGUAGAUGGUCUUCUUAGGGUUCAUAAACGCACAGUGGAUGGUUUAGAUGGUGAAUCUUUUCCUGUUCCUGUUCCACCAGGGUUCAUAAAGGUCUCCACAAGGCUGCUUGUGCCAGCUGUACAAGCAGGAAGUUUGAUUGGGAAACAAGGAGCAACAGUAAAAUCUAUCCAAGAAGCAUCCAGUUGUAUUGUUAGAGUUCUUGAAGAUUUACCAAGUUUUGCUCUUCAAGAUGAUAGAAUUGUUGAAGUAGUUGGGAAACCUGGUGGGAUACACAAGGCAGUUGAAUUAAUCGCUUCUCAUUUGAGAAAAUUCUUGGUUGACCGAAGUGUUAUUUCGUUAUUUGAAGUGCAAAUGCAAGCACCAAAGCCUCAAAUGGAACAACAAAUACCCCCUCCUGAAUCCUGGGGUCCACCACCACAUUUUAUGGCACCUCCAAGGCAAAUUGAUACUUACUAUCCACCACCAGAGAUUCAGCCUCACCAAGGAAUAUCAGCCUACGGAAGAGAAGCUCAUGUAGCCAUGCAAGCAACAACAACAGCUCCCUCCGUUAUCACACAGGUGACACAGCAAAUGCAGAUUCCGUUAUCAUAUGCGGAUGCUGUGAUUGGUACAGCUGGAUCAAAUAUAAGUUAUAUACGUCGUGCCAGCAGUGCAACUAUCAGUGUACAGGAAACAAAGGGAGUUCCUGGGGAGAUGACUGUGGAGUUUAAUGGAACUGCUUCACAAGUCCAAACAGCUCAGCAAUUAAUUCAGAAUUUUAUGGCUGAUGCCGCCGCCUCCACCGCCGCCGCACCACCACCACAACCACCGCCACAAAUCCAAACAAGCACAUCGGAACAAGGAUAUAAUCCUUAUGCCGCCCAUGCUACAAUGUAUGCAUCACCACCAACCACCAGUUAUGGAGGACAAACAGGAGGCUAUGGUUCAAUCUAUGGUGCUAAUUAUGGUUAUUAAGGUUAGUGGUUUAAAUUUUUUUAAUCUUUUAGAUUUUGUAUACGUUUAUAUAUAAAAUAAGUGUUAACUUUAUCUAUGAUUAAAAAAUAAUUAACAAUGUCACAUUGACAUGUUUGGUUGUAGUAUUUCAUUUUUUAUAAAUUAUAAAAGAUGAUAUAUUGAAUUUGUCUAUGGUGUUGUUUCUCUUAGAGUUAAUGUACUUAAUGUAUAUAAGAUAUUUAAUGAGUUAAGCUAUAUAUAGUUGUUUCUUUUUUAUUUAAUAUUAAUAAAAUGUUUUGGUUGGUUAAGUUAGGAAAGGGGUGUCCUUAGUAUUAAAUGGUG
Molecule: messenger RNA, 1755 nt
Organism: Lactuca saligna
Lineage: Eukaryota; Viridiplantae; Streptophyta; Magnoliopsida; Asterales; Asteraceae
Source: the annotation of a GenBank genome assembly